Messenger RNA from Pestalotiopsis fici W106-1, 2235 nucleotides. RefSeq lists its product as uncharacterized. Gene Ontology annotation, biological process: signal transduction; regulation of GTPase activity. The coding region runs from base 1 to 2235 and encodes 744 amino acids. Gene Ontology annotation, cellular component: cytoplasm. The record is from RefSeq and is a predicted model, not a curated record. Lineage: Eukaryota; Fungi; Ascomycota; Sordariomycetes; Amphisphaeriales; Sporocadaceae. The transcript is spliced from 4 exons.
AUGGCUGCAGACUUUAGCCGCCAGUCAGACGAACUCCCCCCUCUCAAUCGACCGCCGAGCCUUUCCAUGAAUACCACCACCAGUCCGACGACCGAGAAUGGCGGAGGCCACCUGCCCAACAGCAACAACGGCGCCGGCACGACCGGCGCACCCUCUGCUGCCGCCCCAGAGGUGUCAAAGGAGGUUCAGGAUGUCCUCGGCUCUGAUAUUGGUGUCUCGACUAUGCUGAACCGCUUGAAGCAGAGCAUAGUCUCGGCCAAAGAAUUUGCCCAGUUCCUCAAAAAGCGAGCAAUCUUGGAGGAUGAACACGCCAAGGGCAUGAGGAAAAUCUGCAAAAUGACCCAGGAUAGCAUUCACCACAUGGAUCACCGUCAGGGCAGUUUUGCUCUCGCUUACGAGGAAAUGCUCCAUCUUCACGACCGCAUGGCGGACAAUGGACAACAGUUUGCUGCCUCACUCCAUCAGAUGCACGACGAUUUGCAGGAGCUAGCCACCAUAACAGACAAGCACCGUAAAGGCUGGAAACAAAAUGGACUCGCUGCCGAACAAAGACUUGCCGAUACCGAAACAGCCAUGCGCAAGUCCAAGAGUAAAUAUGACUCGCUCGCCGAAGACUACGACCGUGUGAAGACGGGCGAAUCUAGACAAGGCGGAAAGAUGUUUGGUCUCAAAGGACCCAAGUCGGCAGCACAGCAAGAGGAGGAUCUGCUGCGAAAAGUUCAAGCCGCCGACACCGAUUACAUGGGCAAAGUACAGACCUAUCAGUCGGAAAAGGCACAGAUGAUAUCAACUACAAGACCGGAAGCGAUCAAAGCCUUGCAAGAUCUCAUACGGGAAUGCGACACGGCCACAACGCUGCAAAUGCAGAAAUUCGCUUCCUUCAACGAGAAGCUUCUGCUUAGCAAUGGCCUGGUCAUUAGUCCUCUUAGGAACCAGCAAGCCAGCCAGUCGCGCAGCCUCAAAGAGGUCAUACAGGCUGUAGACAACAGCAAAGAUCUCGAGGAUUACAUUACCAGCUUCUAUAGCAAGCUACCACCUAGACAGUCGGAGCCCAAAUACGAGCGACAUCCAGUGCUGAAUCCGCAGACCACCAUGUCCAUGGCCAGUAUGACACAAAUGCACCAGCAGCAGAAUCCGCCACCGCAAUCUCAACCUCCACCUCCGCAACCACUACCGCAACCGCCAAUCUCACAGCCUUCAGUAACUUCUCCUAUAGGACAAGGCAGCCAGGGUUUCGGACCUCAAUCUUCAAUGGGCCCCCCUUCAAUGGGAGCACCUCAAUUAUCAGGUCCGCCCCCAGGACACGAGAGAAGCUUUAGUCACGGGGCUCUCCUGAGUCACCCUAGCCUAAGCUCCCAACACCAGCCGCAGCACUCGCAGCAGCCACCGCAGAGUCACAGAAAUUCGACGCAGGCUCUACCAAGCUCACAUCAGAGAUUUGGCAAUGGUGGCUCAAUCAGCCAAGCUCCGCCUCAGCUGGGAGCUUUGCCGUUCCAGAGCAGUCAGAACCGAAGUCCGUCACCACCGACACAGACUGGGCCUUACCAGCAACCACUGUCCGUGCGAUCCGUAUCGCCGCCUAGCACUGUGGGAGGCCCUGUAGCCGGCCCACCGCUCGGUGGAAGGUCUAAGCAGGUCUUUGGCGUGACACUGAAUAACCUCUACGAGCGCGAUGGCACAGCGGUCGCCAUGGUUGUACAUCAGUGUAUUCAGGCUGUGGAUCUCUACGGUCUCGCCCUUGAGGGCAUUUACAGGCUGUCGGGGUCGGCAACUCACAUUCAGAAGCUAAAGGGCAUGUUCGACACUGAUUCGAGUUCACACAAUCUCGAUUUCCGUAACCCGGAGAACUUCUUCCACGACGUGAAUAGUGUCGCUGGAUUGUUGAAGCAGUUCUUCCGAGACUUGCCUGACCCUCUGCUAACAUCUGCGCGCUAUUCUGACUUCAUCGAAGCUGCCAAGCAGGAGGAUGACAUUGUCCGGCGCGACAGCAUGCAUGCGAUCAUCAACGAACUCCCUGAUCCCAACUACGCGACCCUACGUGCACUCACCUUGCAUCUACAUCGGGUGAUGGAGAACUCGGCCGUGAACCGUAUGAACUCACAGAACCUCGCCAUUGUCUUUGGGCCAACGCUCAUGGGCACUGCCACCAGCGGUAAUAUUGCAGAUUCUGGCUGGCAAGUAAGGGUUGUCGAUACGAUACUGCAAAACACGUACCAGAUUUUCGACGAAGACUAG